GGGGCCGCACCCCGCGCCCCCCCGGCCGCCCCCGCGCACAGGGACCUUGGCUUUGCCCUUCGCACGGCAGGUGGCGGGGCCAGCGGACAAGGAUGCGUGUCUUCCCGUGGGGAUUUUGGCUGCUGUGUGUCGCCUCCGCCCCGGCUCGCGGUGACAGCGGCAGCAAGGCGAGGAGCUGCUCCGAGGUCCGGCAGCUGUAUGGAGCCAAGGGCUUCAGCCUCAGCGGCGUGCCCCAGGCCGAGAUCUCCGGGGAGCACCUGCGAAUCUGCCCACAAGGUUACACCUGCUGCACCAGCGAGAUGGAGGAGAACUUUGCAAACAAAAGCCGAAGUGAAUUUGAAGCCAUGCUGAAAGAGGCUGGUCGCUCCGUGCAGGCGACCCUAACAGCACAGCACAGAAGCUUUGACAGUUAUUUCCAGGAUUUGUUGAACAAGUCAGAGAAGGCCCUGUACGAUGCCUUUCCAAGCAUGUACGGAGAAUUGUACACUCAAAAUGUGAAGGUGUUCAAGGACUUGUACAGCGAGCUGCGCCGCUAUUACCGCAGCUCCAACAUCAACCUGGAGGAGGCCCUCAAUGAGUUCUGGACACGGCUGCUGGAGAGGCUCUUCAAGCUGCUGAACCCCCAGUACCACAUCACAGACGAGUACCUGGACUGCAUGGUCAAACACGCUGAGCAGCACAGACCCUUCGGGGAGGUGCCCAGGGACCUGAAGGUGAAGGCAACGCGAGCCUUCAUCGCGGCGCGCUCCUACGCACAGGGCUUCCUGGUGGGCAGUGACGUGGUCAAAAAGGUGUCUCAGGUGUCCCUCAGCCACGAGUGCACCCGUGCCAUCAUGAAGCUGAUGUACUGCCCGCACUGCCGGGGCAUGUCCAGCGUGAAGCCCUGCAACAACUACUGCCUGAACGUGGUCAAGGGCUGCCUGGCCAACCAGGCCGACCUCAGCACGGAGUGGAAGUACCUGAUGGAUUCCCUGAUCGGGGUGGCCGAUCGCAUCGACGGCCCCUACAACGUGGACACUGUGAUAGGCACCAUCCACAUGAGGAUCGCUGAAGCCAUCUCUAACUUGCAAGAAAACAAAGAUUCCAUCACGAGCAAGGUAUUCCAAGGCUGUGGAAAUCCCAAAAUCAGCACAAAAGGCUCCAGUAGUGAGGACAAGAAGAGACGGGGGAAGGUGACAUUGGAAGCCAAAUCCUCUGCACAAGCACUGGAGAUGCUGGUUUUAGAUGCCAAAGGGAAUCUGACAGCUCUCAAGACAUACUGGAUCACCCUACCCAGCAGCCUGUGCAGCAAAAAAGUGAUGUCCAGCUCAGCAUCAGAUGACAAAUGUUGGAAUGGGAUGACCAAGGGCAGUUACCUGCCUGAAGUGAUGGGGGAUGGCUUGGCCAACCAGAUUAACAACCCAGAGGUGGAGGUGGACAUCACCAAGCCAGAUAUGACCAUUCGCCAGCAGAUCAUGCAGCUGAAGAUCAUGACAAACCGCCUGGGCAACGCCAACAUCGGCAACGACGUGGACUUCCAAGACACAAGUGACGACAUGAGCGGCUCCGGGAGCGGGGACAGCUGUCCUGACGACGUCUGUGGCAAAAGACUUUCUAAGAGCCCCAGCACCAGGCAGCCAGAAACACACGCUAUUCCUAAGCAGUCUGGACACGGCGUCAAUGGGGCCAGCAGCAGAUCUUUGCCUUCUGCCUCCCUCCUCCUCCUCCUCUCGGUGGCUGUCACUGCCGCGCUGCACUUGCGGCGGUAACUCAGUGGCACAGCCAGGAAACAGACUGCGGCUGAGGGCUUCACUUUGCCAAAACCAACCAACCAACCAACCAACCAAAGGACAUAUUUAAUUCACCUUGGCAAAAAAAAAAGAAAAAAAAGGAAAAAAAAAAACAAGAAAAGGGAGGAGAAAAAGGUUUUCAGAAGGUUUCAGUUGUUUGCUAUUUCUGGCAGUGCUCAAGCUGUUUUCUUCUUUCUUGGUCUUUCCCCAAUGCUGGGCCCUUCUUUCCAUACCUCAUUGUUUUACUUUUGUUAUUGCCACAAACUGGCUCUUGGGGCUGGAGCCAGCCUUUGCAGAGGGCUCCAGGGGAACUCGGCCGAGCCCUCCGAGGGCAGCUGUGCUGCUGCUGCCAGUGGAAUAUGCAACUGCCCUGCCCUUGUUCGGGUGCCGGAGCUGCCGACACGCCCGUGCCGCGCGCAGCGCCGCUCCCAACGCCGACACCGGGAGCCUCGCUCGGCCCCCGUGCUGCAUUCAGGGGCUCUUGGGUUCUUCCUCUGUGCUUCCUAGCUGGGCAGAUGGCCCUUCACUUCCAGGGUGUACGCAGGAGCGUGAGCAGGUUUGGUGGGUUGAGCUGAAAGAGUUUGGCAGCGGCUGUUGGACCCAAAAAUGCAGGACUCCCUUUUUCUUUGGAAAGGUCACAAGUGGGUUUCUUGACUAGAGCUCGUAGCUGACGACAAUUUGAAAUGUAGGUUUCCUACAUCUAAGUGACUGGGAAUGAGUGUUAGGGGUUGGGGUUUGGGGUACUUUUUCUUUGCAUGCUAGUUGGAAAGCCAUUUUUUACCCGAGUAACAAUGGUCCAAUUUGUACCUGCAGUGCAGUACCAUUGUAGGUAACAGAGAGAUGCAAAUAUGCACAGUGGGAUUCUCUGUGUGACACACAGUUCUGCUGCCUCCUCCUUCUGUGGCCCCAGCCACAGACAGGAAUCCUUUAUUUUUCUUGGUAAUAAGAGAGACCAGAGAUGUUUUACUAACUGGAGCUUUGGCUGUGCCCCUUCAAGCAGCUGCCUUAGGGCAGGGAGGGGCUGGUGGGGAUCACCACAGGCACUGGGUCCCUACCCAGAGCACUGGCUCAAGGCAGCACUCACCAGGGGAGUGUGAGGACAGGGCACAUUUUGUUUGGGAUUUCUUUUAACCUUUGGUGUUUGUUGCAGUUACAUUGCAGGUUUUUAAUGGAUUCCCACUUUCCCUAUUUCUUCCCCAUUAUCCAAUAUACCUUCCCUAACUCCAGCAGGCACGGGCUGAGCCAGCAGGUCAGGCACCACCUGCAGCUCUGUUUUGGCUCAGGGGAGGGCCAGGCUCACCCUUUGUGCCCUGUCCCACCACUCACCAGCCUCUGGGUGAUGUGGGCAGCUGCCCUAACCCCAAAUUGCUUGGUGGGGUGGGCUCUGUGCCAGGUGUUGAGGCUGGGGGUAGUGAGUGAAGUUAUAAAUGUCCUCAUGUAGCUGUAGGAGUGUUUGUGCUUGUUAGAGCUGUGUGUUUGGGGCUUCCAGAGGCUUCUGUGCCUGAUGAGCAGCAAGCAUGGGCUGGAGCCACAGGUGUAGCAGAUGUUGGAUCCAGCACAGUCACUGUGACUGCUUGGGCCAGGAGCAAACACAGGUUGGGUUGGAGCUUCAGACAGGUUUGUAUUGGGGUGAGAGGGAGGGCAGAGCUGGGCCUAUCUCUUGCUUUUGCACAGCAUUUGAGCAUUUCUUCUCUCUCUUGCCGGAGGAGAUGUGCCUUUGGGCUGAGCAAACAUUAUGGGUUGGGGUUUGGCUGUUUUCUAAGAAAAGGGGAAAAAAUUUUUUUUUAACAUUAGCAGUUUCUAAAGUGUGCAAUUUAAGGAAAGAUGAGGACAGGAGCAAGGUAAUGCUGGAAGUCAGUUCAUUUCCUGCCCUCCCAGGGGCCCAGUGGUGGCACUCAGGGUGCCUCAAACUAGGCAGGGAUUUUAGGCCACCUUUGACUGGCCUCUCUCUGUGUCACUGACAUUGCAACCUUUCUGCCUUGGCCUCACCUUCUUGUAAAGAAAAAUCAUUCCUGAUCUGGUCCAGUGUCAGAAAUGAACACUGGGGUGCUGGACAAUGGCUGGAGGACAGACAGUGCCACUACACCCAUCAGAGCCCUGGGGAGGGUAAAUGUGCUUUUGUCUAGGUUUAUUUACUCCUAGACAUAUAGUAAAUUCACAUGAUUUCUACUGCUCUAAAGAGUUCCUGUCUUUUCCAUUUUUAUAUCAGAAUGGCAAAUACAAGUUUAACCUUCAGUUACAACAAUCCCCUCAACCAAUCCUGGAGAAGUUUUACAUCCAAAGCAAAAAAAAAAAAAAAAAAAAAAGAGGAGGGGAGGGAA
Messenger RNA from Catharus ustulatus (Swainson's thrush), 4090 nucleotides. It is a transcript of the gene GPC1, whose product is annotated as glypican 1. The record is from RefSeq and is a predicted model, not a curated record. The coding region runs from base 93 to 1748 and encodes 551 amino acids. Gene Ontology annotation, cellular component: cell surface; synapse; extracellular region. Lineage: Eukaryota; Metazoa; Chordata; Aves; Passeriformes; Turdidae. The transcript has 9 exons. Gene Ontology annotation, biological process: regulation of protein localization to membrane; negative regulation of fibroblast growth factor receptor signaling pathway; cell migration. Gene Ontology annotation, molecular function: fibroblast growth factor binding.